Molecule: messenger RNA, 994 nt
Organism: Physcomitrium patens
Lineage: Eukaryota; Viridiplantae; Streptophyta; Bryopsida; Funariales; Funariaceae
Biological process (GO): systemic acquired resistance
Molecular function (GO): fatty acid binding
Source: RefSeq, a predicted model, not a curated record
CGGUGAGUACUUCACGAAAUUUCUGAUGCAAUAGCGAAAGCAGUUCAGUAAUUGGAAUUUUGAUGGAGGCUAAAGUGACGCCAUGAAUCCUGCAAUCUAGACAUUUAGAGUACGAUUACUGUAAUAGUGUCGCGAUCGGUAGGGUGGCUCUUUAGCAUUACAGUGACUGAGUUGUCUGUAAGUGGUACCUCGACGAUCCUGAAAGAUGUGAAAGUCGACCAACCUUAGCGAUUGUAACGGAGAUAAAUAUGAAUAUCAGCUUUGGUGCAACUGGAGCAGUAGGAGAUCUUCAAGCUGUGAUCGAUUGCUUGUUAUUGUCUGCGUAUUCCUGUUGCUAGGAUCUAGAUCAUGGCGAUGAAAAUGAACGUCGUGUUGCUGCUAGUGGUGCUGGUGGGACUCAGCGCCGUGGUGAACGUCGAAUCCCAAGCGCAAUGCGGAGGCAGAAAUCUGUCGAUAUUAGCGCCGUGCUUGCCGGCGGCGAAAGCGAACGUCCAACCCUCCGCAGCAUGCUGCAGAGCAUUGAGUUCCUUCGCCACGAACACCGGCGAGGACUGCCUUUGCGCUGCCGCGAGUAGCCAACAGCAGUCAGGCGCCAAAGUGGAGUUCGCAAAAUACAUUCCUCAGAAGUGCCAACUCACCUACAAGGCUGGCAUCGUGUGCAACGGUGUCGUCAUUCCAGGAGGCCAGUAGUGUUGAUAUCGAUCAAUAUAGAAACAUUUGCGCCGCGACGCAUGUUACUCUUACGUCGGACAGUUGGUGUGUUGCUGCGUUUUGAUUUCUAAGUUUACAGAACUGGAGAUAUGUCCUCUAUAGAUUAAGCCAGACGAUCGAUAGUCAACCUAAGUGCAUACAGAACUUUGUCGCCGUGUGCACAAGAUGUUUGGCGACACCCAUAUUGUCUCGGUCCGUGCGGAUUUAUAAAAACUACAUAGCUGUAAGAACAUAUAAAUAAAGUUUUGCAAUCUCCGUGAUGGAAAAGCGAAUUGGCUGUGAA